CGGCCGUCCGUCCCCAGAGAGGUCGAGAGGCGCCACACCGGUGCUGGCCGCUGCGGCGAUCGGGGAGCAGUCGAAUGUAUGUCGGGCAGUCGUUCACCGGCCGGAGGGACCUUACAGCGCGCACCCAGCAACCAGCAUUCGACAAUGCAGCACGUGCGCAUCCAGGGCAGUCAGGUGGAGCUGGUGCGUCCGACGGGCCCGUCGGUGUUGCUCCCGACCGGUGGCCUGCCUCACCUGCUACCCCUGCACGCAGUACGCGCCGCCGGCCGGCCCUCCUGGGAUCCACCUGCGUUGCCCGUGGGGACCCCGCGACCCGCCGCCGGCUGCAGCGGCUCCCCGUGCACCAUCUGCGGCGGCGGAGGCGCCGCCAUCAACAUGUACAGUGAGUGGAGCGCCGCGCCCCGCCUGCCGCUGCCCGAGAAGGUGUGGCGCUGGUGCGUGUUCCUUGGCUCGCCGUUCUGGGCGGCCGGCGGCGGGAGGCUGUGUCCCCUCUGCCACGCGCUGGUCCAUUGUGUGGAGAGUCUGCAGGUGGAGGCGCGGGUCCUGGAGAGGGUGGCCGCAGAUGCCGCGGAGGCGGCGGCGACCUCGCAGGAGGACGCGUUGGCUCGCAGGUUCCGGUCGGCGAUGGUGGCGUCCGGUGUGGGUGCCACCCGAGCCCUGCUGCGGAGCGUGGAGGGACUGCUGGCGAGACAGGAGGCGACGAGACGACCGUCACCGAGCAGUCACGAGCCGCCGCCGCCGCCACCACCGCCACAGCCGCCUCCGCCAGCACUCCAGCCACCCGGGGCGCUGCCACAGCCUUCACAAACGCCGCAGCAGCCUCAGCAGCCGCGACCGCCUGAGCCGCCUCAGCCGCAGUCGCACUCAGCUCCGCAUCAGCAGCACAGCCAACAAGACGCGUCACGGUCGAUGCAACAGCUUCUGCAACAACAGCAACAACAGAUGCUUCAAACGGGAUUGUCUGCGCCUGAUGACACUUCAUGUGAUGGACGAAAGGGGCAGGAGCGGCGACGGAGGGUCAGCGAAUCACGGCCGUACCUUCAGCCUCAGCUCACACCCCUGCGGUGGGGCUCCAAGCGGAAACAGCACGCGCCGUGUCGUCUGUCGGAGACAGCCUCUGACCCGUCACUGCAGUCCGAAACUCUCCUGCCGAGUCCCACCGACACCACUCCUGGGGCUUCCACCAGCGAGGUAGAAACUCCGCUAGCCUUUGGGGGAGACGAGGCUGAACCUCUGCUUGUUGUGGACACACGGGAGUCUGUCCACCCGACGAGUGUCUCGGAUCAGCUUCAGGUUGACGUCGAAGCUGAGGACCUGCACCGAAUGAGCACGGUAAGCUGUCCAAUGGACGACGAGGAUUCCACCGUCACUGAACGUGACCACACGGCGUUGGAAACCGCGAGCACGCUGCCUGUUGACCUAUCCGUUCGACAGGAUAGCUCAACUCUUCACAUCUUGGAGUGUUUUUCUGAGGCUGCCGGAAACUCAUGCCAAGGUGGGUGGUACAGCGAUAUCACAAAUGGGGAACAACUUUACAUCGUCAAGGACAGAGCUGCUACGCACUUGGUUGAUUCUGUUCCGAUGAGGUCUGGCGAAACCGUUGAAGUGAGAGAGCCAAGGAAGGGGGAUUUCACUUCUUCUGACAUCAACUCUGGAACGGAUCCGACUAGCACUCCGACGAACGAGCAGGCACAAGAUUCUGAGCUAGCUCAUGGAGUAACAUGCAAACAAGAAGUUAUUACUUAUGCCUCUUCUACUGACUUUGGAGACUGCUGUGACGAGCAGUCCAGUACAACAAAAGUGAUGACGUCAUCAUCGAGUUUCUCCAUGAGCAACAGCACCGUCAGCUAUUCAGCAUGUCCAGAGAGGGAUCUUCCUGAGCCGAAGGAGAAGCGAGCCGUCGGGUUUUCCACCAACGUGCGCCAAGCCCAGAACUACGGCACCUCCAGCAAGAAGCGUCACCGGAAGUCGCUCAAGCUGAAGAUCGUCCGAGAGAACAACGUGUGGCAACAGUGCAGCACGGUUCCGGAAGACAGUGGAAGGGGUGCCUCGGCCCGGGCCAGUCCUGUGCGACCUGGAGGAGACGGGGGUGCUGCCUGCAAACGGCAGCUGAGAAAACUUCAACGGCAGCAGCAGCAACAGAAGCAAACCGACAGACCGAAGAGCUCGAGGGAGAAGAUAAGUGAGCUCCCUCCCGACACAGCCUCCGCAACGAUCAAACAAGAGAAGGGCGCUCAGCAUGCACCAUUGUCAACCAGUUGGAACGCCUCCACUUCGGAGUUGUUACUGAAUGCUCCAAAAACUACAGUUUUGCCCGGAUUCCAGCCGGUGCCUGUGCUGUCAAACGUGUUAUCUGGCGAUGACUCCAACGCCACCAGGUCAUCGGGAAAGAACGAGUCUACGACACAAGAAGGAGAUUUUCACGACGGGAUCACAAUGAGCAUGAGCGAAGGAGCGUAUCAGAGUAUGGAGUUCUCCGUUCGCCGCUCCUUUCGCGCUCCGCCAGCGACGGUGACGGCGCACAUCCUGAUGUCGCCGGAUGUUGACGGUCUCCUGCAUAUGACGAAGGCGGAGAAGAAGCUCCCCGCUACUGAAACGUCCGCUGGAUGUGACCCAGACCCAGUCAGGAGGGUGCCGGGGAGGACGGAGGGGGUGUGGGUGUCUCCGGGAGUCAUUACGACUCUGGACCCGUCGGCGGCUAAUGGACAGCGGCAAGGGCCGACGUCAGGAAAUGACACAGAUGCAGACCGGUCAGCCGCCUCUUCCCCCGACCAGCCGGCGCCGGCGAGCAGACACAUGCCGGAAUUCAGUUGGAGCUCAUGCCUCAGUGACGGAGACACCAUGCAGUUCUCCGGAUCUCCCACCGAUUUGGCUGCUAUAGAUCAGUCUUACUUGACCAACGACGAAGACGUGGACCUAAACAACAACGUCGUCACCGAGGCCAGCUCAGACCGCUCAAAAUCGAUGACCGGAACUGCAGCCGGUUCCGCAGCCGGAAGCGGGCCGGAAGUCGAGCAGGCGACCGGAACUGUCGAUCCGCUGGCUGUGUGGAACCCGUCUGGUGCCGACGACGAAAUGGACAUGACGGGGAUCACCGAAGGCAUGGUCACCGCAACAUCCCCGCUGGUCGUCGACGAGGAGAUCGGCCGCGUUUUCCUCACCGCCAACCGGGCGCUGUACGGCUGCGACGACCACGACGCGGCCGAGUCGAGCGCGGCGCACCCGGCCGCCAGCGACGAAGACGCCGACGAGGAGGACGGCCGGCUGUUCAUCGCUCUCGACGCCGUGCCCCCGGAGGACGGACCGAUCGGGACGCCGGAGGACGAGCGACAGUCGCCGGAGGACGACAGGCCGGCGGAGGCCGAGCUGGAGGUGGGCCAGGAGCCGGGCGAAGUAGAGCCCGGGGUCGAAAGUGGGUCCAAGAACGUCACCCGGAGACGAGUUCGUGAGCAGGAUAAACCCCUGGAGUGUCCCAAGUGCGGGCGAAGAUUUAUCCUGAGUAAAAUGUUGGACAACCACAAGUGCGGAGUCAUGUAUACGUGUACCGAGUGUAGUAAGACGUUCAAGAAACGCUGCCAGCUGCAGGCACACUCAUUCAUCCACAAGCAGGCCAAGGACUUUGUGUGCAGUAUCUGCCAGCGCGCCUUCAAGGAGAAGAGUAACUUCAACCGGCAUGUGCGCACCCACUCGAGCCUGCGGCCGUACAAAUGUCCGCACUGCGUCAAGUGCUUCAAGGUGGCCGCCACUCUGUACGUGCACCGGCUGACACACGACGCUCGCGGCCGCUUCGUCUGCGACUUCUGCCAGAAGGACUUCAAGCGUCCGGAGCACCUGCGUCAGCACCGGCGCAUCCACACGGGAGAGAAGCCGUACCGCUGCUCGGUCUGUCAGCAGUGCUUCACCACCGACAACACGCUGCGCACGCACAUGCGUCGACAUACUGGCGAGCGGCCGUACCCCUGCCCCAUCUGCCAGAAACGCUUCACCCAGUCGAGCGCCAUGAAGACGCACUGGAAACGCCACAGCGAGUCGCGCGAGUUUGCUUGCUCCAUGUGCGAUCUCAAGUUCAAGCAGAAAUAUGACCUGAACCGGCACAUGGUGUCCCACAACACGGAGCGGCCCCACCAGUGCAGCGUGUGUCACCUGCGCUUCAAGACGCGCCCCAGUCUGCAGAAACAUCUCGAGACACAUUCAGAGGAGCGCCACUUCUCGUGCGGCACGUGUGGCAAGGCGUUCCGGCGCGUCUCCUACCUGCGCCUGCACGAGGCCACGCACGGCGCCAGCGCGCGCUUCGCCUGCACGCUGUGCUCCAAGUCGUUCACGCGGCGUUAUAACCUGCGUCUGCACCAAGAGGAGCACGAGGAGGGCGGUCGGCGCCGGCACUUCUGCUCCCGGUGCCGGCGCUGCUUCCGGCGCGCGGCCGGACUGCGACAACACAUGGCGGUGACGCACGGCGGGCCGGCGCUGAACGCGGAACAGGGAGGAUCGCGGGAGACCCCCGACCGAGAGCCGCAGAGCCAGAGUGACGCGCGCUGGGAGCCCCCUGGCAGCGAGGCUGCUACUGAUGGUGCUGACCCCAGUUCAGGUGUCACGACGGCCCCAGGAAUGGUGAUAAGUCCUGCGAAUGCGGCCACAGAGGUGUUUUGGAUGGGUGCCGUAUCUGGUGAGCCUGUCCUCCAUAUUCAGAUUCCUGGAGAGCCUCGUGAACAGGAGUGUGACCGAGUGACGGUGCGUGCUGUGAACUCGCCAGACCGUCUGUCGGGCAACCAGAGAGCAGAGUCGUCAGAGGAAGAGCUAAUUGUCGAUUAGCUGCAAACAAUAUUUGGUCUCCAUAUCGAGGCUUUACGAUUUCAUAGAAUAGUUAUCAUAAAAAUCCUGACUGCAAAACUUGCAAACAACCGCCGUGCAUCGUGGUUCUAUGCACUGUCCUGUGGCUCUUUGAGCAUAUGCCUGUUGAAGUUAACUCAGGGUGAUGGCCUUAUAAUUAGGAUAAGUGUUGUUCAUGUCUGUGUCAAUCUAUAGUCGAUUUCCGUACCGUACCUACCCUUUUCUGAGAAGAAAGCGUGAUUGAUUGAUCCGUAAAUUGUACUAUAACGACGGUGAUUGACGAGACGAGGCCUGGUUAUUUUUGUUCUGCAUUAAGCUAUUGUUUUUAGUUCACGUUCAUGUGCUUUACCUAGCUCUAAGUGUUAGCGUAAAACGAUUGAUCACUUCCUCUCUGUGAUUACACUGCAGUGCUGUGCUAGCAUUUAGGUCCGUCUAUUUAUUUGCAGCACCAUUGUCUCGAUUGGUUUGACACCUAUACGUUGUGUGCCGUGCAGUAUUAUUAUCGACAUAAAUAUUCAUGUUGCGCUGUU
Molecule: messenger RNA, 5357 nt
Organism: Amphibalanus amphitrite
Lineage: Eukaryota; Metazoa; Arthropoda; Thecostraca; Balanomorpha; Balanidae
Product: zinc finger protein draculin-like
Exons: 5
Coding region: 79-4809 (1576 amino acids)
Biological process (GO): regulation of DNA-templated transcription
Molecular function (GO): DNA-binding transcription factor activity, RNA polymerase II-specific; RNA polymerase II cis-regulatory region sequence-specific DNA binding
Source: RefSeq, a predicted model, not a curated record